Messenger RNA from Baudoinia panamericana UAMH 10762, 2064 nucleotides. RefSeq lists its product as uncharacterized. The annotation marks the transcript as partial. Gene Ontology annotation, molecular function: transcription coregulator activity. NCBI's taxonomy places the organism in Eukaryota, Fungi, Ascomycota, Dothideomycetes, Mycosphaerellales, Teratosphaeriaceae. The transcript is spliced from 2 exons. Gene Ontology annotation, cellular component: nuclear chromosome; SWI/SNF complex; nucleus. Gene Ontology annotation, biological process: chromatin remodeling; regulation of transcription by RNA polymerase II. The record is from RefSeq and is a predicted model, not a curated record.
GCGCCGACUUCUAAUGUACCCAAUGGCGCACCAAUAGUGCAAGAAGGCCCUCAGCUGAGCAGGAAAAGAUCGCGGGAUGGUACCCAGCUGCCCAUCAGCCGGCCGAAGCCCACGGUGACGGACCAGGAUGGCACUGUCCAUACCUACGAUGAGGUGCUCCUUGAUCGCUAUGUCCAACGUGACCUGCUUUACUGCGCAACGAUGAACGACCAAGAGCAAUGGUCUCGCGACCUCAUCAAGGACAAGGAAAGAGAAAAGGAGUUCUACAUCACCGAAGUCAGGCAAGCGCGUCAACAAAAUCCCGGUUCCGUUUUCGGCUAUGGCUUUAUGGGUUACGGCAACCGCCUUACGGACGGCAAGAGUCAGAUCGUGUACAAUACGCAUCGUGGUCCACCGAAGGGUCGGAGGUCACGCGAACUGUAUUACACCCGGAAAGACGGCGCGCAGCAAGCCGAGCAGCAUGAAGAACUAGUACCAUUACGACUGGACAUCGAGCUGGACAAGCUGCGGCUGCGCGACACAUUUACGUGGAACCUGCACGAGAAGCUCAUCUCGCCAGAGAUGUUUGCGGACUACUUGCUUGAGGACCUGCGCGUACCACCAGAAGCCUUGCCCGAAGUCUCUCGGCAAGUCAGGGUCGAGAUGCAUGACCAAAUACAAAACUUCUACCCCCAUAUUACUGUGGAAGAUGGAGCGCUCGACCCUGGACGGCCCUAUCAUGACCACAAGGACGACGAGAUGCGGAUACAGAUCAAGCUCAACAUCACCAUUGGCCGUAUUACGCUGGUUGAUCAGUUCGAAUGGGAUAUCAACAAUCCACUCAACUCUCCAGAAGAGUUUGCGCGACAUAUGGCGUGGGAGAACGCGCUCUCUGGCGAAUUCAUGACUGCUAUUGCGCACACUAUUCGAGAGCAAAGCCAGCUGUACACGAAGAGCUUGUACCUCACCAACCACUGCUUCGAUGGUCGCAUAGUGGAAGACACCGAGCUCAGAGACAGCUUCCUGCCAAAUCCGAUCCACAGUGCAUUCCGACCGCAGCAGACGCAGAAGGACUGGACGCCGUAUAUGUACGAGAUGAGUGAGGCCGAGUUCGAGCGGACCGAGACCAGCAUGAUGCGCGAGCAUAGAGCACAAAAACGGCAACUCAACCGGAGAGGCGGCCCAGCGCUUCCGGAUCUGAAGGACCGACAACGGACGGUGAGGUCAUUGAUCGUUCACACUGUCAUACCUGGCUCCGUGGAGACUUUCGAGACGACUGGCAUACCAAAGGCACGGCGUAGUGGUAAGGGCGCCCGGCGAGCCGGCGCUCGUGGCGACGUAGAUGUGGACUCCGAGGAGCUCGAGAGCGAAGACUCAGGACCAGAGUCGCCUGCGCCGUCCGCUAUCAAUCCAGGCACCACACGAACGCGCGGAAUGCGUGGAGCUGCCACUGCUGCGCAAGCCGCCAUGCGGGCUGGCUACGGCGCACGUUCUUCCACCCCUGACUCGCAAAUUCUGGCACCACAAGAACCUCGCACAGCGCGGCGUAGCAUGCUACGCGACGAGAGCGUUCUGGAGGACGAAGACCAACUCAUCGUCAAGCUCAAGAUCGGCAAAGCCAGGUACCGCGCAUGGUGGGAAGACUACCAGGCCAAGAAGCGCGCGAAAGAGUAUCCCCUUUCUGGGUACGCUUCCCAACCGCCUCCUCCCAACAUCAGUCUCCGAGUGGCAACACCUAACCGUGGCGCCGCGAACACCACAAACACACCCCGCUCUCCCCCACCCCCACCCUGGCUGCACACAGCCACCCAAACCCUCCGCGAUCGGCAUCCCGAAUCCGACUUCGAGCCCCUCAUGCGCCCCUACACCGUCAACAUCUCCGACAACACCACCGUAAAAUCCCAGCUCGACCCGGGAGCCUCCGCGCCCGCGGGGGUCAAAAUCCACUACAUGCCGCGGAUACGGUGUAAUGAUUGUCCCGGGAAGCUAUACACGGCCGAACCGGGCAAGGUGGUGGAUGCGUUUGAGGUGCACUUACGCAAUCGGAAUCAUAGGAACAAUGUACUGGAGAGGCAGGAACGGCAG